CUUCGGCGAACGUUCGCCGGCCGAUCGGCGUGUUAAACGGUUGUAGUACCGAAAAAAAUCGAGUACCCAUAUACGUUAAAAACCGUUCGUUUCGAAACGGCUUUCCGCGGCGAGUCGGUUGGUUUACGCAUUUCGGUGAUUUUUUAGUGUAGGUACUUGCGAUUGUUAUCUUCAAUGAGUACUGAUUUAAGGUGAAAGUCUCCAACUGCAUCCGAAGAGAAACCGCGCGAUGAUCUCCUCGGCUCCGACGACAAUUAAACGCUUCUUCAAUCAACGGUAACGGCGUCGAAGAGGAUGGACGUUUCGGCGACAGUUUAAUUUUCAACGCCCGCUCAUUCGGGAAUUGUUCCCCUGAUAGGGAUUCGAUAACGCGAAUUCUCGUGGUUUGUUUGUGGACGGUGAUCGAAUAGUGAAUGUUUGAUGGAGUGUUAGGAGAAUGACGGCCUCGAUGGAGAACAGGGGGCGUAGAAAAAGUUCUUGGGAUUCCAAGACGUCCGUGAGUUCGAUAGGAUCGGUCGGGACGAGACAAUACAGGCGAUCUCCCAGUUCGAUCCUCUCAUCGGACUCCGACAUCAGGUUCACCAGGAAAAAAUUGACCUCUCAGUACAAAUGCGGCUGUUUCAUCAUAGCGAUAUUUCUACUGUUCCUGCUACUCGCAGCCGCAGGAGUGUACGUGGGAUACACGUUUUUCCUGCCGAAGGCUCCCGAAGAGCAGGUUUUCCGGGCGACUUUCCGGGUGACGGAGGGCGAUGUGUUCUCACCGGAACUGGCCGAUCCGGGCACCAGCAUGUUCAAAAGCAGAUCUCGCGACUACAGAGAAAGACUGAAUUUACUGUUUAGAAGAAGCACCGUGCGACACGGGUACCUCGGCUCCGAGGUACUAGCUCUCGAUGGCACCGAAGACAAAGACCUGAUCGUGCACUUCAACAUCCACAUCGACCCGUACUACUUGGACAUCACCGCCAAGAACCUGGAGGAGAUCCUGGCCAAGGAGAUAGUCGUGCGCGAGUCGCUCUACUUCAAGAACCUCACCAUCGACUCGGCGAGUUUGGAGGUGAAGCCGGACUCGGAGUUGCCGCGAAUGGCCGCCGCGACGACGACGCCCGUCACGGAGGCCGUCACCGAGACGCCGCACCCGCCGCGGAGGUGCUUCCCGCUGGAGUUGGAGUACUGCCAGCGGCUGGGCUACAACGUGACCACGUACCCCAAUCUGUUCAAGCACUGGAGCGUGCGGGAUGUGAGGAACGAUGUGAUUUCGUUCCGGGAAUUGGUCGACGCGGAAUGCUACAGACACGCUUACGAUUUUAUAUGCCGACUGUUGCAACCGUCCUGCAGGAAGGGCGCCGCCGAGGACGAGAUGAUCCUGCCCUGCAGGAGUUUCUGCAGGGACUUCAUGAUCGGCUGCGGCGGCCGCUUGCAGGGGAAAAUCAAGGAGUACCUGGAUUGCUCCAAGUUUCCCGAAUACGGACAAGGAGAGUGCCUCACCAAACCAGGUUGCGUUGAAGAAUUGCAAUCCAAAGCGCUGUCUCCGCGUGUUUGCGAUGGCGUUAUAGAUUGCCAGGACGUGUCUGACGAAAGGUCCUGCAGCUACUGUCCCAAGAGCCAUCUGCAUUGCGGUAUUGGUAGGGUGUGUAUACCUAGAAUGAAGAGAUGCGACGGUCACAUCGAUUGCCCGGACGGUAGCGACGAGAAACGGUGUUUAAGCCUGGCGCCGGAUUUGGCAUCAUCCAGGAAAACCGAGACAGCUACCCCGCAUCCCUCCCUUUACUCAGCCGAGGGUUUCGUGACUUUCAACGAGAAAGGGGAGAUAGGUAAACUUUGCACGGAAAACAUCAACAGGAGUCUACCCUUAAAUCAAUCAAAUACCGUGCUGCACGCGGCUGCUGCAUCUCUGUGCAAAACUCUCAGUUAUGAAAAAGUAGCAUCUGUAAACGUAGUUACGGACACCGAAGACAACGUCUCCUACGUCAGGAUGCGAAACCCCACCGCCUCGGAGAUCAGCUUCGUCCGGGCCAAGUGCCACACGAAGCAAGUCCUGAAGGUCCAAUGCGCGGAUUUGCAGUGCGGCGUGCAGGCGACCCACGGCCCCGCCGGCCUGAAGUCGCUGUCGAAGAUGGCCUCGCACGGCGACUGGCCCUGGCACGCGGUGCUGCUCAAAGACGACGUCCACACGUGCGACGGCGCGCUGGUGUCGGGCGACUGGGUGGCGACGACCAGCUCCUGCUUCCAGGGCCAGCCGAAGGCCGAGUGGCGCGCGAAAUUCGGCGCCACCCGGCUGCUGAGCUCGACGCCGUGGGAGCAGGAGCGGCGGAUCGUCGGCAUGGUGAAGUCGCCGGUCGAAGGGAGCAGCGUGGCUCUGGUGAAACUGGACCAGCCGGUGAGCUUCAACGAUUUCGUGCGGCCGGUUUGCCUGCCGAAGGAGAGCAUGGGGUUGCCGGUGGAGCGCGUGCAGUGCAAUACGCUCGGCUGGGCCAGGAACAGGGAGCAGUUGCAGCGGGUUCAAGUGAAGUUGGUCGAUAAGGAGAAGUGCGAGAAUAUCAGUAUAACUACCGUGAAUGGUAUGUGCACUGAGCCGAUUUAUGGACAGAACGAUUGUAAUGAAGAAGAAUUCGCCGGUAGUCCGAUGGUUUGUCAGUAUUCCGAUAAUGAAAAAUGGUUUCUAACCGGCGUUACGAAUUGGAGGAUAGCUUGCGCCAAAAACGGCUUGGAAAGGCCGAGAUUGUUCGAUAAAAUUUCUUCCAAUGUCAAAUGGAUAAAGGAGACUAUCGCUUCGGAAACUUGAUGAUUAAUUAGAUGUUAUUGGCACCGUUCGUGAUGGUAACAAUGAGUUCAAGAAAAACAGAUUUUUUUCUUGGUCAACGUGGUUUUUAUACAACUCAUGAGAAAAUACGGAUUACUCAAACACCCUGUGUUCAAACUCGACUGUGGUGUGCCAUUUGUUAUAGUUUCUUCACUCAUUUUACACCUACAAUUUCUAACACUAUUGUGUAUUUAUUUUAUUGUUCACGCGCAUUCACCAAAUAAUUUUAAAAUGUACACAAAUAAUAAUCUUGCGACUUAUUUACGACGAAUUAUUGAAGAUACGACGACACAUAUUUAAUAUUUCAUUGUACAGUUAUAUUUAAAAGCGAAAGUCCACAUUAGCUUAUUAGCAUUUCCUUUCAGCUAUAUGUAUUUAUUUGUUCAUCAUGCAACGUUUUUAAUGAAUUUCUUGGUAAUUAAACGGCCUAGUCACACGACUAAAUUUAUCGUUAC
Phyllotreta striolata is the source of this 3255-nucleotide messenger RNA. NCBI's taxonomy places the organism in Eukaryota, Metazoa, Arthropoda, Insecta, Coleoptera, Chrysomelidae. The record is from the annotation of a GenBank genome assembly.